This is a messenger RNA of Rhodotorula toruloides NP11, 1140 nucleotides long. Its product is annotated as D-amino-acid oxidase. The record is from RefSeq and is a predicted model, not a curated record. Gene Ontology annotation, molecular function: D-amino-acid oxidase activity; FAD binding. The transcript has 7 exons. NCBI's taxonomy places the organism in Eukaryota, Fungi, Basidiomycota, Microbotryomycetes, Sporidiobolales, Sporidiobolaceae. Bases 1 to 1140 code for a protein of 379 amino acids.
AUGGCAGCCCGGCAGACCAAGUCGCACGCUCAGCCGUCUCCCGUCGUCGUCGUCGGAGCAGGCUGCAUCGGGCUGACAACCGGCGUCGAGCUCCUCAAGCGUGGUUACCCUGUCCUCCUCCUCGCUCGUCAGUUACCAGGCGACCCGCUCUCCCCCGACUUCGCCAGCACCGCUGCGGGCGCGCACCACCUAUCUUUCGCUAGCGAUGACGACUGGCGACAGCGGAGCUUCGACAUGCGGACGUUCGAGCGGUUGUGGGCGGAGAGCGAGGAUGCGGCGAAGGGAGAGGAGCGAGGGGUCAUGAGGCUGACCCAGACAGAGCUAUACAAGGGCGACUUGCACCUUCGCUUCCUCGAGGGACUCCCGGAUUUCCGCAUCCACGAUGCGUCGACGCUGCCUGACGGCAUCGAGCAUGCUGUCUCAUUCACCUCCAUGACGAUUGAGCCGGCACGCUAUCUCCGACGCCUCGUGAACGAGUUCACCUUGCUCGGCGGAAUUGUCCGUCGCGUCCCUCAACUUGCUGCACUAUCCGACGUACGCAAGUAUGUCCAAGCACCUCUGGCAGUACUCAACUGCACCGGUAUUGGCGCUCGUACUCUCAUCGACGUGAACGACCAGACCGUCCGCGCCGUUCGAGGCCAAGUUCUCAAGCUGCGCGCACCAUGGGUUAAGACCGGCUGGACGCGCCAGAUCGGUUCUCUCGCAGGCGGCGAAGGCGGCGAGCGCACGUAUGUCAUUCCUCGCGCGUCAGGAGAGGUCAUCAUUGGCGGAACACGCGAAGUCGAUGACUACUACCCUGAUCCUCGACCCGAAACGACGACCGACAUCAUUCGCCGCGCGUUGGAGAUCUGUUCCUCGCUCGCUCUGCCGCCUUCUUCGACUGCGCCGAUCGACGUACGCUCGAUCGUCGAAGCGGAAGUCGUUGGGUUCCGCCCGACUCGCGACGCCGGCGUCCGCCUCGAAGUGGAGGAGCUCAAAACCGACGAGGGAACGCUGCUGGUGGUGCACAACUACGGACACGGAGGGUACGGCUGGCAGAGUAUGUGGGGAUGCGCUGAGGAGGCGGCGAAGAUCGUUGGCGAGGAGGUUCGCAAGCGUGGGAAGAAGGAGACGUCGGUGACGGUGCAGGCGAAGCUGUAG